Molecule: messenger RNA, 3302 nt
Organism: Anneissia japonica
Lineage: Eukaryota; Metazoa; Echinodermata; Crinoidea; Comatulida; Comatulidae
Exons: 4
Biological process (GO): regulation of apoptotic process
Molecular function (GO): protein binding
Source: RefSeq, a predicted model, not a curated record
GAAUUUCCGAUGAGGAUUAUCGUCAGCUGUUGCAUGACAUAUCAGAAUGGUAUGAUGGAAUUGGAUCCAUCAGUAUGCUGAAAGUAUUGUACAGAGAUCAUGUGACUGAUGUUAAUACACUAGAUAAAGCCAAUAAGAUGCGUGACUUGCUGGACAACUUGCAUGCUUCUGGGAAUCUGAGUCAAACAGAUCUUAGUAUUCUGUAUGAUACCAUAAAUAUAACUAAACAAUUUGGAUUCAAACCAAAGAAUGAGGAUCUGCUUCCACUUUUCCAGAAUGUUAAGAAUUUAACAGUAUCAAAAUUCACAUCGUACAGGCAAAACCUGGUAAAACUAGGAAUGACAUUGAAUGAAGAGGAUGUAGCAACACUGAAUGGUUCAUUUAACACACUUCAAAAGAAAUAUGAAGACAGAUGGCAUUUGAUUAGGGAUCUAGAGCACAGAAGAGAAAUUUGUGAAGAAAAUAUGAAAGCAUUUAUUGAAAGGUUGGAGAAACUCCAGCUCUUUUCAGCUGUAAAAGCUCUUUUAGAAGAUGAUGAACUCAAACCGACAGUAUCUACAAGACAAGAGUUGAUGUUGGAAGGUGACCAAGAUACCGUUAUCAAAAAUUAUCUACUCGAAAGACAAAAGAAUUUGUGCUGCCGUGUCAACCGGUUCACACCAGCUACUUUACGUACAUUAUACCAAGUAGAUAUUGCCAAUAUGUUUACUGAUCUGGAACUACUGAAAAAAAAUAAGAAAGAAGGCGAGCCAGUAACAUUACAGGAGCUUUUAGAUGUUAUCAAAUCCACACCAUCAUGUAGAACUCUUAUAGAAGGUGAAGGUGGUAUUGGCAAAUCAACUCUUCUCAGGUACUUAGCAUACAAUUGGGCAAAUGAUUCAGAUAAAACAUUUGAAGGUAAAAUUGUGUUUCUGAUAAAUGUCAGAGAUAUUGGCAAAGGUGAGGAUAUUUUUAAUGUAAUUUUGAAACAAAGUAAUCUAAAUGAUUUUGAAAUGAAAACUUAUCUUCCGAAGGAUCCAAUGUUAAUAAAAAGAUUCAUAUUAAGACAUGAUGAUGAGAUUGUAUUGUUGUUAGAUGGAUUGGACGAAUUAGAAGAUGGAAAUGUAUGUCCAAUAAGCCUUUUUAAAAAAGAGGAAUUGAAAGACAGCAAUGUGAUACUUACAUCUCGAUCAGAAAACAUAAAUGAAUUUAUUAAAGUGAGCAGUGUUCAUGUGAAAGUAAAGGGGUUCAAUGCUAAGAACAUAAGAAAAUAUAUUAAGAAACACUUUGAUUACCUUGAAGAACCUGUGCUAGGAGAUUCUCUUGCCAAAGAGUUGGACCUAACUAAGGAAAUCUUUUUUUUAAAACAUCUUGAAGUAAAUUUAAUGUGUAAGAAUCCAAUGUUACUACUCUCAGUAUGUACUAUGUGGGAAGACAAGCACAGUCUUCCAACUAAUAAAGCUGAUCUUUUUAAAGAGGUUUUUCGCAGCAUUUUGAAUCAGUUCAACAGACAAGAAGGCAAUGCCCCAAAAAUCACUAAAUUCAGUGAUACUCCCAUUGAGUAUGUACAUGCAAUGCUUAUGUUAGGAAAGUGCAUGUAUAAAAGUUUAAAGGGAAACCAACUCUCGAUAAACAGUAAAGAUUUAGAAGGGAAAAAAGAAAUGGUUCAACUGGCUUUAAAACUAGGAUUUGUCUACCUAGAUGAACCACAUUCAAAAACUGAUUUUGAACAAUGUUUUACAGCUCCUCACAAGUUGAUAGUAGAGUCAUUGGUAGGAUUUUACAUUUCAAAACUAUGUCAGACAGCAGGUUUAAAGAAUAAGUGUGCAGAGGACCUAAAACAUUUACUUGCUCCAUUGGAUGAGGAUGAAUGGGAGAUUAUAAGAGAAAGUGAAUAUUUACAAAUGGCAAGAACAUUUACAAUAGAAUUCCUUGGUGCUGAUGUGGGAAAAUUUUUUAUUCACUGGUUGACAAAAGAUCUCUCAACAUAUCGCUCACUAAUGAAGAAUUAUUUAGGAUCGGUGAAAGCAGAGCACCAGGUUUCUGUUGAAGAAUCACUAAUUGAUCACAUGACCAAGACACAAUUAAAAAUAAAACCACAUGUCAAUGGCAUAUGUAAAUCACUUAUGAGAUAUAUUCAUCAUAUUAAUCCGUCUUUAGAGGUAUUCGAAGAUGAGCAUUUUAUUAAACUUACGAGAAUAAUUUAUGACAUAAAGCUAAGGCCAUCAGUUACACCACCUCGUUUUAAAAGUUUAUGUAACAAAAUGUCACCUGAAGAAAAAGGCAAAAUGCUCGCUCACAUACUGUUUGCUAUACAAGAUGAAACUUAUAUGUUAGAAAAUAUUAUCCCUGAAUUGUGUGCUGAUGACGAUAUUAAAUACCUAACAGCUGAAUAUAAGAAUCUUGAUUUGCAUUAUGAUAUUAGUAGUUAUAAAGCAUUUCAUAAAAGUUCAAUUACUGCUAUAUUUUUAAAUUAUCUUUUGACCAAUUCACCAAAACUAAUAGAGUUGAGCUUAAACCUUUGUAUUACAGGUGAUAUUAUGAAUGAUAUGAUCAAAGAGCUUUCAGGUAGAGAGAUCAAAUUAGCAUUACGGACUCUUUCUAUCAAUGAUAAUAAUCUCAGUUCAAUUAAUGGUGCUUCACUGGUUUCUUUAAUGUCAGUUACUCCACAACUGUUUAUUCUUGAAUUGAGCAACUGUAGUUUAACAGGAGAUAUUAUGAAUGAUAUGAUCAGAGAGCUUUCAAGUAGAGGGAUCAAGUUAGGAUUAAAGUCUCUUAAUAUCGAUGGUAAUAAUCUCAGUACAAUUAAUGGUGCUUCACUGGCUUCUUUAAUUACACCAAUACUACAUAUGCUUCACUUGAGUAACUGUAAUUUAACAGGUGAUAUUAUGAAUGAUAUGAUCAGAGAGCUUUCAAGUAGAGGGAUCAAGUUAGGAUUACAGUCUCUUUAUAUCGAUGGUAAUAAUCUCAGUACAAUUAAUGGUGCUUCACUGGCUUCUUUAAUGUCAGUUACUCCACUACUGAAUAACAUUAAUUUGAGCAAUUGUAGUUUAACAGGAGAUAUUAUGAAUGAUAUGAUCAGAAAGCUUUCAGGUAGAGGGAUCAAGUUAGCAUUACAGACUCUUUCUAUCGAUGGUAAUAAUCUCAGUACAAUUAAUGGUGCUUCACUGGCUUCAUUAAUUACUCCAAAAAUGAUUCAACUUACAUUGAGUAACUGUAGUUUAACAGACUAUAUUGUAAAUGAUAUGAUGAGAGAGCUUUCAAGUGAAGGUAUUAUGUUAGAAUUAAAGUAUAUGUGUUUAAGUGGUAAAGUCUCAAAAUGA